Molecule: messenger RNA, 4670 nt
Organism: Mercenaria mercenaria
Lineage: Eukaryota; Metazoa; Mollusca; Bivalvia; Venerida; Veneridae
Product: dual specificity protein phosphatase 22-like
Exons: 6
Coding region: 130-888 (252 amino acids)
Biological process (GO): protein dephosphorylation
Cellular component (GO): cytosol
Molecular function (GO): protein tyrosine/serine/threonine phosphatase activity
Source: RefSeq, a predicted model, not a curated record
AAACUUUUACGACAACCAAAGGUGGCCAAGAAAAGUUUUUGUUUAUUUUUCAAUUUUCUACUUUGUUUUUCUUUAAGGACUUAAAUCUGAAGCUGCUGGGGUGUAGGAGAAAAUAGUGCAAUAGAAAAGAUGGGGAAUGGAAUGAAUAAGAUUAUUACUGGGGUAUAUGUUGGAAACUUUCGAGAUGCUAAAGAUCCUGUUCAGCUUGCAGAUAACAAGAUAACUCAUAUCUUGUCUAUACAUGAUAAUGCAAAGGCUUUGCAUGAGGACAAGAAAUAUUUAUGUAUUAUUGCAAGUGACACCCCAGAUCAACCACUCACGCAUCACUUUCCACAGUGUAUAGACUUCAUACAUAAAGCACGGCUAGAGGGAGGAAGGGUGCUCAUUCACUGCCUGGCAGGUGUAUCUCGCAGUGUGACAGUGACAGCAGCAUACAUUAUGACAGUAACAGGACUUGGUUGGAGGGAUACAGUCAAUGCUAUACGAGGGGCAAGAAGCUGUGCAAAUCCUAACUUUGGCUUCCAGAAACAGUUACAAGAUUUUGAAAAUGAAGGCCUUGAAGCUGCAAGAAAAACACUUAAGAAGAAAUACCCUAACAACGAAUUCGAAGAUGAGAAGGAAUGUAGUGCCUUACUGAAAUGCUACAAUCAUUUUCUUAUGACUGGAGAGACAAGAAAUCAGGAUUUAUACUCCCUUCCACAUAGAGCUUACAAAGAAAGAAAUAAACGUGAUCUCAAACCGGACACUGCUGAAAAUUUUGGGAAAAUUGAGUCUGAAAAACAGUCUAGUGAUUCAAAGUCCGAAGAAGAAAAAGAAGACAAUGGUUCACAAUGUGAUUCAGAACAAAGUGUGAGCUGUGAGAAUAACACAAAGUCAGAAUUGACAUAAAACAGAACCAUGAAGAUUGUCAUUUUAGCUGCUUAAUUUAACCCUAAACAUGCUAAAUUUCAAUAAUGAACUUGUCCAUCUAUCAAUUUGGACAGUACCAUUAACUGUUGAAAGAGGUGCUUACCAAAACGAUACUGGCUGAAUAGCGAACAGUGCAGAUCAUGAUCAGACUGCAUGGAUGUUAAGACUGAUCAUGACCUACACUGGUUGCAAAGGCAGAACCAAUCAUGUCCAGCAUGGUAAGGGUUAAAAUAUAUUUUUCGUCCAUAUACUUACUGAUCUGAAAGGCUACAUAGAAGGAUUUGACAACUUGUGAUAGAUGUCAAGUAGGGCAUAAAUAUUUUCAGAUUGUUUUCUUUUUUCAAGUGCUCUAUGAAUUUUUACAAGAUAUAUAUUAUAUACUUGGUGAUAACAAGGAGAUACAUGAACUAGACCCAGUUGAAUAUCAGGUUGGUCAGAACCCUUCCAAUCAACAAAAUUCCAUUGUUUUUAUCCAGUUAAUUGAAGAGUAUAGUUUAUGCAAGUAUACAGAAAAUAAGAAUACAUGUGUACCUCUUGUGUGUUUAGCUUACAACAUUGUUGGUUGGGAAGAUUUAUGAGUAUUUGCUCUAGUCAUUUAAACCACUGUACUACUUAAACACAUGUCAGUUAUUGCUGCUGGUGCUACAUGUACUCGAAGUUACAGUUCUUAUUAUUCUUUUGAUAACAUUUUUGUUAAGUGUACUGUCAGAAGUAUACAUCUCAGAAACCAGUUGUUGAUUUUUCAUUAACUUGGUCUAUAAUGUCUCACAUAGGUCAUUUUUCCAGCUUGUGUUAUUUCUUCUUCACAAGACAAAGGAAAGUCUUUAUCGAAAAUAAUAUUAAAAAACUUUACUUUUGUUAGUUCUCAACAAGCUAAUGUUAUAUAGUAUCCCCACCCAAACCUGUCUAAUGUUAUGUAGAAUCCUUACAUAAACCACUCUAGUGUAAUGUAGCAUUUGCACAAAAUCUCUCUAAUGUGGUAUGUAGCAAUUCUGUCUAAUGUUAUAUAGCAUCCUCACACAAACCACUCUAGUUUUAUGUAGCAUUUAAUAUCAUAUAAAACUAUCUAUGUUAUGUAGCAUCCCUACACAAGUCACUCUAAUUUUAUGUUACAUUGUCGCAUACAACUAUCCAGUCAUAAGUAGCAUCUCCACAUAAAUCUCUUCAAUGUUAUGUAGCUUCCUUACACAAACCUCUCUAGUGCUAUGCAGCAUUAUCACAUAAACAUAUCUAGUGUUGUGUAGCAUCCUUAUAUAAACCUUUCUAUUGUUGUGUAGCAUCCGUACACAAACCUAUCUAGUGUUGUGUAGCUUUCUUACACAAACCUAUCUAGUGUUGUGUAGCAUUCUUACACAAACCUAUCUAGUGUUGUGUAGCAUCCUUACACAAACCUAUCUAGUGUUGUAUAGCAUUCUUACACAAACCUAUCUAAGUGUUGUGUAGCAUCCUUACACAAACCUAUCUAGUGUUGUGUAGCCUCCUUACACAAACCUAUCUAGAGCUGUGUAGCAUUCUUACACAAACCUGUCUGGUGUUGUGUAGCACCCUCACACAGACCUAUCUGAAGUUACUAAGUUGCCUCACAGAAAUGGCUCUGAUUAUUGUCAGUUCAGUGGUUUUGCUCCACAUGUACCAUUAGAAUUAAAAAAGAAAUUUUUUUUUUCUAAAAGAAUAGAUGUUAUCAGCAGUAGAAUUUCACAAAACUUCAUACAUGGCUCCACUUUUUAAAAAAAAAUCUUUGGAAAUGGUAGUAUUCAAACAUGCUUGGUUGAACAGUUUAGGACUAUAAUAAUGAUCCUCUUGUAUAGUAGCAUACAUGUUUAUCUUUGUUGUUGUACGUAGAAAUUGCUGUGCUCAGGAAAACUACCAGAGAAACGACAAAUCAUGUAAUAAAUAAUAAUGUAGAUUUUGAUAUAUUUAUUAUCGUUUAUGUCAGAAUGACAUUUUUGAUAAACGUUUUUUUUUGUAAUUUAAUGUAGUGUUUAAUAAUCUAUGCAGAAUAUUUUCUAUAAGAAAUGUCAGUUGUAGCGUUUUUAAGAUAACAGAAAUGUUAAAUAAAAAAGUUGCAGAAAAUUUUUAAUCAGCACUGUUGACAUAAAAUUACAUAAUUUCUGCCAGUUUAUUUCUUUGUGGUGACAUGAUGAUGACUUUGUGAAUUGGAUUUUUUUAAAUACAAAAUUAUGGAAAUUUUACAUGUAGACUUAAUGUUAUGAAUUAAAGCAUCCAAGAGAUCCUUAAAAAAUAGUUCCCCCACAUAUAAUAUUGUGAAAUAUUCCUUGUUAAGUAGUGGUAUGAAGAAAUAGAAACAGUCCAAUGAAUGUUUUUCACAAACCUUAAGUGCUAACUUAAGGUUUGUGAAAAACAUUCAUUGGACUGUUUUCAGGGAGUAUUUGUAAAUUUUAGUUUCAUUAUCUACUGUAUAGGUGAAGUUUUUUUUGUAUUACAAUAGUUGGGCAGAGGCUCUAUAAAGAGGUGUUUCAUAUUAUGCUAAAUGUUUGCCAGAUUACUUAUUGAUAUGAAUUAUAAACCUUGCAGUUGGUGUGUUCUGGCAUUGUAAAUUCUGCUUGAGCUGAAUUUACCCCUAGAUCAAGAUUCUGUUAUAAUAACCCAUUUAUUAUAGACUUCUGUCUAUUUUUUGUUUCUGUCUAAAUGAAAAGGACUGUAAACUCCUCAUAGACAAAGAACUAGUCAAUUUAAUACUUGUUCAUGACUGUUAUUGCAAGUUGUCCACGUUCACAGUAUAUUUAUAGGUAUGAAAUAACAUAUUUUAGUUUUGUCAAGGUGUGAGAACUAUCUAAAAAGAAGUCAGCAGUAAUGAUAUUGAAUUUAUCAUAAGAGCCGCACCAUGAGAAAACCAACAUAGUGGCUUUGCGACCAGCAUGGAUCCAGACCAGCCUGCGCAUCCGCACAGUCUGGUUAGGAUCCAUGCUGUUCGCUUCCAAAGCCUAUAGCAAUUAGAGAAACUGUUAGUGGACAGCAUGGAUCCUGACCAGACUGCGCAGAUGCGCAGGCUGGUCUGGAUCCAUGCUGGUUGCAAAGCCACUAUGUUGGUUUUCUCAUGGCAUGGCUCAAUUAAGACUUUUGAUUCAAAGAUCUGAAAAUCUGUAUAGAGAUUUUAAUUUAAACAAUGUACCACAGAUAUGUCACAGUUCUACAUCUGUGCUUAAAAAGUCAAUAUGUACAUGUGGAAUCUCUUGUUUAUAACUAAAUAGUACAUUAUGUCACAGAGGACAACAGAAUACUUACUCAGGUAUUCAGAUGAACAAAUGUAAUGCAGUAAUAUUUUGUCUUCAAUUCACACAAUAAAGUGCAAUUAGUUAUUAUAAGUAGUUUUUAUAUUUAUUGUAAAAGUUGUUUUAGGUACAUGUAUAUAAAAGUGGUUAAUAUGUAUGUUAUGCGCAGUACUGCAUUAUACAAUUUGUGCAAUUUUUGAGUAUGUGUUAGGUAUUCUUUGAUUUAGGAAGUAUUGAAGUAUGUUUGUUUUACCAGUGGAAUCAAGAGUUGACUGUUGACACUCGGGAGGUGGGCUCGAUUUUGUACCCAGUUUUGGCGUAGUACACUAAUAUUGUUCCAUUUGUACUUGUUUGAGUCAGGCUAGUUUUGUGCGCAUCAAUUUAGUACACAUGUAGAACAUGCCAGAUAGCUUGACUGAAACAUCACGGGGCAUUUUGGAGUACUGAUCUCAGGAUAGGGAUAGUCUGUAGCUGUAUGAAUCAAAUCAACCUAAGCUGUCACAUUUUUGGCUUAGUCUUAAUGUUUAA